GCCCGCGUGGCGGUGCUGAGCAAAGUGCUGGAGCCAUCCCAUGCCUCACAAGCACGGCCCAUCACGGAUCUUGUGGCACCACGCACGUACGUUGACAACUGGUCCUGGACAUCCGACGCCCCGGACAAUCAUGGGCCUGCCCUCUUGAUUUUGCAAGACCUCACGGACAGUCUCUCGCUUCAGAUUGACUGGGGCAAGACAUACGUCUGGGCCCUUCAGAAAGAAUCCAAGAAAUGGUGGCAGGCACAUGGUGCCACUUUCGUGCCCCAGGGUGUGCGCUUGGAGCUUGUGGAUAAUGUGGAGCUUGGCUCUUUCUUUACCUUCGGCCGCCGCGGCUGCAGUGGAGCCUUCAAUGUUCGGUGUAAGGAAGCACUUUCUCGCUUGGCCAAGCUUGCCUCGGAUCCCCAGGGCUUGCCGGUCCGAGCAAGGAUCGUCCAGAGUGGCAUUUGGCCGUAUCUCUUUUAUGGUACUGAGGCCUGCCUCCCACCCCGCUCCACAGUUGCAGGUUUGAGGUGCUUUACCACCGACCCGGCCACUGCCACCGCGGUUUGGCAAAAUGUUUCCAGUGAAGAGCUGCUCUCGGCCCGAUCAGUCUGCUGCCGAGCAGGCGCCCUGCAAAAUCUACUGCAUCGUAAUGGCUGGACCGUCUACGCGUCAGGCAUUUGCAGAGGCCCCCUACACCAGACGUUUCAUGUGAAGCAAACAAGCAUCAAGUGCAUACGCAAAGCUGUUGCCACGGCUUGGGCCGAUGUCGUGCAUGACAAUUUCUGUCAUCGGAAUGGGCUAAUGUUUGCUCCGGUCCCGUGCCCGGAGUUGUCACAGAAGGUCUUCACCAAGUUUCAGCCUUGGGAGCUUAAGUUUCUGGCCCAGCACUACAGUGGGGGAUUCAUGUCGGGCGCUGAACGUAACACUUGGUCCAGGGACGAUACAGAGUUUUGUCCGCUUUGCUCAGCAGUGGAUUCCAAGGCUCACCGGCUGUUCAAGUGCCCAGCCCUUUCCCAGCAGCGCUUGGCCUUCCAGGAUGUUCUUGAUUGGGUACAGGCAAACCGCCCCCAUUGGGCCCAUCUGACAUACGUUGCUUGGCCACAGGAGGCUUCGGUGCUUCAGCUGCUGUUUCAGGACCACCCACUCUGCCGGCACCGCCUCGUCCAGCCCCCCAGAGCUCCGUACAUCGAACCGUGGCAGCUUGAGAGCCAACAGCUGCUUGCUUCUUUUGCCAUUGUUGCCCAGGGCAGCCCGACAGGGCUGCAAACUGUGCCCCGUGCCGAGCUUGCGGCCAUCGUUUGGGCUCAUCAAUGGUGUGCACUUCGCCCGGAACAGGAUGUCGAGCUCUACAGCGACUGUCAAUCAGCAGUGGACCUUUGGCAUCAGUUGGCCUUUGCGGGGUGGCAGUCUAUAUCGCGCAGCUGCAACGCGGAUCUUCUUGAAAACAUUGCACCUCGAGCCAACUUUGCCGUCUACAAGGUCAAGGCUCACCGUCGGGAGGCUGAGCUGGCUUCCAUGACAACCUGGGAACGGUGGUUGACCGCUGGCAAUGAAGCGGCGGAUGCAGCCGCCAAAGCAGCAUGUGGUGCCAUACCGUCAGUGGUGCAGGAAGCUGCACAGAGAGUGGCCACUGAAAGUUCAACCGACACCCGCUACCUUCGCGACUUCUGCAAGGCCAUCCUGGCAAUAGGUCCGGUGGAGACGAAGCUUCGGAGCGCU
This is a messenger RNA of Symbiodinium necroappetens, 1704 nucleotides long. The record is from the annotation of a GenBank genome assembly. NCBI's taxonomy places the organism in Eukaryota, Dinophyceae, Suessiales, Symbiodiniaceae.